Messenger RNA from Vanessa atalanta (red admiral), 2191 nucleotides. Its product is annotated as transcription factor GATA-6-like. The transcript is spliced from 9 exons. Gene Ontology annotation, biological process: negative regulation of transcription by RNA polymerase II; positive regulation of transcription by RNA polymerase II; cell fate commitment. The coding region runs from base 103 to 2067 and encodes 654 amino acids. The record is from RefSeq and is a predicted model, not a curated record. Lineage: Eukaryota; Metazoa; Arthropoda; Insecta; Lepidoptera; Nymphalidae. Gene Ontology annotation, molecular function: DNA-binding transcription factor activity, RNA polymerase II-specific; RNA polymerase II cis-regulatory region sequence-specific DNA binding; zinc ion binding.
GUGAGUGAUAGUGAGGCCGGAGCGAUGCUCCUCACGCCUACGAAAAAAGUUUUUCACUAAUAAAUCGGACUUGCGAAAUUUUAAAUACACUUAAGAGUCAAUAUGGAGAAUGUUAGUGCAAUGAUUCAAAGGAAUGAGGAACAAAGAGAUGGAGAUAAUAACGAAGCGUUACAACUCGUGAAGAACGAAGAGCGACAGGACAUGGCGGGCGGCGAAGCCAAUGUAGGCGGAAAUAGUGAAGGCGCAUCGCAUCCUGCGUCAGUCGCGGUGUCAGGAGCAGAGUCUAACGCUGAACCACACUCUGUGAUUACGUCGCGGCGCGCUCUCAGGACUAUAACGACAGCUGGACACAUCACUGACGGCACGGAACUAAACGACGACGGUGUUAAAGAUGAGCCUCCUGAACCACAGCAGCUAGAACACGAACAAAUGCAGUACGCUCCCAAGCUAGAAGAUACGGACGGUCGGAACGCUGCGUCUCAUUAUGACGAGGAGAGAUUGAGACUGGCCGAAGCGGAAACUGCUAGAUACUUAGCAUUUAAACAGGAACCGUAUCGUUCCUUACAGUCUCCUACGCCAGCACCUCAGGACAAGCGACUACAGCCACAACCGCAAUACGCGCGAGGUCCGCCGCCACGGCCCGCUUACGGUCGCGGGCUCGCUUUACGCUACGGCACACCUCACCAUGUUAUUGUGGCACAGGACGGUGACACUGAAGAGCACUCGCAUGAAUCAUUUUUACAAAAAGAGAAAGCUGAGCAACUACAGCAGGCCUAUGCAGCCUCUGAAGCUGCGAAUGCACAGGACGGCCGGCAAUACGCGGCUGUUCUCAGCGAUCAAGUGGCCGUCUCCUCCGCCUUGGAAAUGAUCCAAACUACAUCGUUAAGUAACCAACAGGCGGUCGGAGUCGCUUACCAGCAGGUUAAGUAUGAAUCGCGUGGCGAGGGCGAGCCUCGGCCGACGACGUACGCGAGCCUACAGCCUGUAACUUCAGUGCACAGUGCGAGCGGAUACACAUAUGCGGGUCAGAGCCCGCAGUACGCGGCAGCAGGCUACAGCACGUACAACAGUAGCAAAGAACUGCUGACGCUGUACGGAGCGGGAUCAGCGGCGCCGCGGGGGGACGAUUCUCCGCCCGGGCUAUUGUACCGCAGUGACCCUACACUUUCCUCUUCCUCCCUUAACUCUCGAGGCGCUCACGUCGUGUAUGGCUCCGUGGUGCCACAAUCACAGGCCGUAUAUGAAGCACCGCCCAGCCCUAACUCGCAGCAAGUGAACGUAUUGUACACGCACGGUAAUACAGUGCAGUACAAAGUGGGCGGAGAGCACUACCUCGGACAGGGCGGCGGCGUAGAGUACGUGCCGGUGUCGGGCUACGAGGGCGGAUUGCUCGUCGAGAGCUACGCGGCGCCUGCACAGGCGUGGCCCGGCCACAACCUGCUACCCAUAGACGACAGUUUCGAUCCCAGUAUGGCAGGGAUGGGCGAGGUAAAAGAGUGUGUGAACUGCGCGGCGGCGACGACUCCGCUGUGGCGGCGCGACGGCACCGGUCACUAUCUCUGCAACGCGUGCGGCCUCUACACGCGCAUAAACGGCGUCAAUCGACCACCUCUCAAGGGCCAAAAGGCGAAACCUCAGCAAGCUCUCCCGACGAACGGCAAUCGCCGAGUGGGAGUGACGUGCGCGAACUGUCGCACGUCCAACACGACGCUGUGGCGUCGCAAUAACAACGGAGAGCCGGUCUGCAACGCCUGCGGCCUCUACUACAAACUACACAACGUUAACCGUCCACUGAGCAUGAAGAAGGAUGGAAUCCAGACGCGUAAGCGCAAGCCGAAAAGCAUGGGCGGAGGAGGCGGCAGUGCAGGAGUCGCGCGAGGCGGCGCUCUCUCCGUGGAGGCACACUCGCACAAGGUGCUGCCUCCGCUGUACGCGGCGGUGGAGGGCGCGGGAGCGGGCGCGCCGCUGCUGCUGCUGCCCGCCACGAGACACCACGCCGACCUCGCGGUACCAGCGCUAGAGCUCUCCGGAGUGGCGACCUCCACGCAGCACUACCGUCCACCCUAACGAAACCCCUACUGACGCCGUAGGAGCUACCUCGCUGCGUGUCGUGCUAUCGUGCUGUCGUGUUUGACGUUUCGAACAUUACAAUGUGAGGUUGGACUAUGAUUAUUUGUUCCUUGUCACCAAA